Molecule: messenger RNA, 1772 nt
Organism: Perca flavescens (yellow perch)
Lineage: Eukaryota; Metazoa; Chordata; Actinopteri; Perciformes; Percidae
Gene: bub1bb
Product: BUB1 mitotic checkpoint serine/threonine kinase Bb
Exons: 9
Coding region: 167-1447 (426 amino acids)
Biological process (GO): meiotic sister chromatid cohesion, centromeric; mitotic spindle assembly checkpoint signaling
Cellular component (GO): nucleus
Molecular function (GO): protein kinase activity
Source: RefSeq, a predicted model, not a curated record
UUCCUCCAAUCAGCUUUCUCAAAAUUCUCUAGCGGUCUGUUCAAAACACAGAACCGACCGCUGAACAGCGUUCCUGUUACGGACGGUGUAACGUUAGCUAGCUAGCUAGCUGUAACAAUCUGGAAAAGAGACGAAGGAAGCUUGUGAGCGUUUUAGUAUUUCCACAAUGGCAGAAGGAGGAGAUAUGGAAUGGGAGCUAAGCAAAGAAAACAUCCAACCACUGCGACGGGGCAGAGCCAUAUCAGCCUUACAUGAGGCGCUCAGUCUACAACAGGAUGGACUCAGCUCUGCUAUCAACCAGCAGAGACAGGCCUUUGAGUCUGAACUGCGUAUGUAUGACGGAGAUGAUCCACUUGAUGUUUGGGAUCGUUAUAUUAAGUGGACCGAGCAAACCUUCCCUCAGGGAGGAAAAGAGAGCAACCUUGCCACACUGUUGGAACGAGCUGUGACCAGAUUCACAGAGGAAAAGAAAUAUCAUGAUGACCCUCGCUAUGUUGAUCUCUGGAUCAAAUUUGCAGAAAACUGCCCGGAGCCCUUGGACAUUUUCAGGUAUAUGCAAGCACAGGGAAUUGGAGUGACACAGGCAUCCCUCUACAUCGCUUGGUCUGAAGAAUAUGAGAAUCAGGGCAAUUGUCGCAAAGCAGACCUGGUCUACCAGGAAGGAUUCAAGAAGUGUGCGGAGCCGCAUGAUAAGCUCCUACAGUUUCACAAGGCUUUGCAGGCACGCGUGUCCCGACAGGUGAUGAUGAAUGUGGAGGAGGAUAGCGAUGAUGAGCCUAAACAACCCGAGAGAGUUUCACUUGCUGAGCUCAAACACAGAGGGAAGAAAAAGGCCAUCGCCCCCAUCAACAGAACUGGGUCUGCAAUCAGAAGUAUUUCUGGAGGCAUGCAGUCACACGGUGCCCCUGUCCUGGGCAAUGCUUCAAACAGUCGGUUGGUGGUCUUUGAUGAGAACAAGACUCAAAGUGCUGGCCCUUCAGAGCCCAAGUUAGAGGCGUGGGCAGCCCCUCCCACUUCCAGGGCAAAGGAGAACGAGCGGAAUCCUGAAAAAUGGUGUGGUGUCAAGGUGCCCCAGAAGUCCAAAUUCGGACAUACCGUUAUGGCCCCACCACCUCCCAAACCCACCUUCCAACCAUUUGUUGAGGAGUCGGACCAGCCUCCAACAAUGACUCCUUGUAAAAUCAACCCGGCAGUGAACACCGUUUUAUCAGCACGUAAGCCCCACCGAGAGGAAACUCCUCUAAAGAGACUACAGGAGCACCAUCAGCAGCAGAAGGAAGCAGAAUCAGGAAAACUACAGGAGCAGAGCAUGUACUGUAAAGAGCUGCUGCUCAGUGGCGCCACUGAAUUCUGCUUUGAGGAACUGCGUGCUGAACGCUACUUCAAAAAAGUGACACCAGAGGUCAGAGGUCAAAUGGAUCAAGCUUGCGCCAGUGCUUCAAACUGAUGCAUCUAAAAGUUGACACUUUUUUUAAACAAAUUUUUGCCUUCAUUUACACAUGAUUUAUCUGCAAGUAUCAUGUUGUUAGUGACUGUAUUGUGUGUUAUCCUGCUGUAAAUAUUUUGUUUUUUCCAGUUACUCCGAAAGGUAAAAAGACAAAAACGCUUUGAACUAAAGACAAAGUAUUUUAGUUGUUUGAUUCACUAUAAAACAGUGGGGGGGACAAAGAACCUGUACGAUGUAAUUUAAUCCAGUGCAAAAAAAACAAACAGUUGACAAUAGUGUGGAACAUUUACACAAUUUCACCAAACAAAUGAAAAUAACAGUAUUU